AUGUCUAUUACUGAAAAAUGGAAAAAAGACAAAGUCAACUAUCAAUUACUGCACACUAGUCGUCGUUCCCCUAUUCUAAUCCACGUCAUUCGUGAAAUAUCCACAAAUAAGGUUUAUAGAAUUGAGAGGGAAGAAAAUAAUAUGAAAUGUGAGAAACUUGAUGAACAUUUACAAAAACAAAAGGAAAUUGCAGAAAUGAUAGAAAAGGUGGACCAUCCAAACAUUGUGAAAAUUUACCGAUCUUACUUUGAAAACAAUGCACUGGUAAUUGAAAUGCCAUUCUAUAAGUGUGAUCUGUAUUCAAUGUUGUUUGAUGAGACAACUAAACAAAUGAGAUUACUUCCAUUUCCAAUCAUAUAUCAAAUAGGUUAUCAACUAGCGAGUGCUCUUGUCGAAUUGAGGAAUCAUAACAACAUUGUGCACAGAGAUAUAACAUUGAAGAAUAUUCUUGUUGAAAGCUAUGAAAACGAUGUGAUUAGAAUAGUCCUUGCAGAUUUUGAAAAGAUGCAACAUGUUGGAGAUGUUCUUGAUGAUGAUGAUGAGUUUUCAAACAGUUGUGGAAACAACUAUCCAAGUGAAGGAAGUAGUGAAACCUAUGAUGUCUUUGCCUUGGGGUCAAUUUUAUUUCAAUUAAUUACAGGAAAUCUAAAUCAAACAUUUUCAACCUUGGAGAAUGAUGAAAUUGCGGCAAUUCUAUACGAAAAUGAUUCUGAAGAAGCUAGACACAGAUUGGAGGAGAGUAAUCUUGUACCAUUGUUAUGGAGUUGUUUUCAAAGUCAAGAAACUAGAAUUCCUCAAUACGAAACUAUGGAAGAAAUUAUUAUUCGGCUCUACAUGUUCCAAGAUCGAGCUGAAACAAACCCCACCAACAAUCCGAAUCCAGACCUUGUUGACUUUGUUGGACAAUUAGCAAAGAGUGAAAACAAAUUUUCUCAAGUUACAAAGGUUGGUCAAAUUCGAUAUAACCAAGUUGAAUUCUCCUUGGUUCGUAUGUGUCAAUCAAUCGUCAAAGGAAUUUGGGAUGAUGUUCGCAGCUUUUCAUACAAAUUUCAUGGCUAUUAUUUACUGUUUUCAGAAAACUUUCAUGAGGCUGCUUCUAAAUUUCAGUAUGUAUUAGAUAGUUUAAAUCCCAAUGAUACACGAGCUCUCAAUAAUAAGGCACUUGUACAGUUGGCUCUUUCUCGUCAACUUGAGGCAAGGUCUAAUUUGGAGCAAGCAACUGAAAUUCUAAAUCUGAGGAAACAGUCUAAGGAUAAUUCUCUAAAUGCCAUUCGAAUAGAUUCUAGGUACAUUAGUGCAAUGGUCAAUGUUGCUUUUGUUAUGGAACUGAAUGGAAAUUAUGUAAGGGCUAGACAAUAUUUUGAUAUGGCAUGUACAAAUGCAACUCAUGCUAGAGAUAGAUUCAAUGCCUAUCUAAACAGAUCAAUCUUUCUAGCCCAACAAGCAGAAUUUCAUUUGGCUCGAAAUGAUUUGAAUUUCUUAAUGCUCAAUUUUGGGAAUUCUCCAAUUCUGUUUGCCACUAAGUUGUUAAUUGGAUGGAUGAAUGUACUGAAAGACAAUACAUUAGAUUAUCACCAAGUUACAAAACAAGCAAUUCAAGAUCUGACAUCCAAAUCUAGAUUGUUAAAGGAGAGUAUACACUUUCAGUUAUAUUGGGCCAUGUUCUUAUUUCCAACAUCAAUGGAUUGUAAGAGAGUGUUAAAAGAGCUAAACAAACUCAUCAAGUCAACCACAAUUCCUAUUACUAUAAUAUGUCGUUCUACACUCGUUUCCAGAUUCUCCUUACAUGCAACAACAAAGAAGGAUACUGUUGUGAGUAUACCAAUGUUUAGAGAACAGAUUUUGGAACUCAUUAGCAUGAUGGAAUAUUGUCUCGAUAAUAAUUCAAGUUAUUCAUUUGGUUUGGAUGAUUUGGUCUCUCUAUCAAGAGCAAAUUACAAACGUAUUGUAAAUAACAUGAUACAGAGUAGAGAGUAA
Molecule: messenger RNA, 1977 nt
Organism: Naegleria gruberi
Lineage: Eukaryota; Heterolobosea; Eutetramitea; Acrasida; Naegleriidae
Exons: 1
Coding region: 1-1977 (658 amino acids)
Biological process (GO): protein phosphorylation; mitotic DNA damage checkpoint signaling
Cellular component (GO): nucleus
Molecular function (GO): protein serine/threonine kinase activity; protein binding; ATP binding
Source: RefSeq, a predicted model, not a curated record